UGCCAAAAUAGACAAUUUAUUACACGUUUGACAAAAUGCAUUGUUGCACUUCCCUGUGAAAAUUAAAUGGAACGAGUAGCUCGAGGUAAGAUAUCUGAACAUUUUCGUUAUAAGCCGUACAUGAACUGUGUAAUCAAGGAGUUUAUACAAUGUCAUUGGUUUCACUGCCUUUAAUAUGACAUUAUACCGCAUGUAGUAACUUUGGGGAUGGAUUACGUCACCUUACAAAGACUUUCUCACAGCCAAUGAGGUUUCGCCAAAUAGUCUUGCGUCAUAUCAAUGGUGUUUCCUCGGGUCACCCUGUAUCAACACGUCAUCCAUUGAGAAAUCUCAGCGAUGGAGUGACGAAAAUAGUAACAUGUCGCAACCGGUGACUCCAUAUAGCCACGAACAUGUAGUUGGGAAUACAGGGAAAGAUGACGUGUACUCCAGAACAGAGCCUUAUGCUGACGUGUCUUUUUCCCUCUAUUUAUUCCAGCGAGAGUUCGGGCAAAAUCAUACCAACAGUUGGUCGUCUACUCGGAGUGGCGAGACACGGCCAUUUGGUGACGUCUGGAGUCCUAUGCGAUGGCACCAUCACCCUAGCCUGACCCUGCGUCACCACCCAGGCCAUGCCGUCAUGGCUCCACGUCCAUUCCACAUCCACCCCCUGCUGUGGAGCUACUCCCUUAUGAAUGACAUUGACAUGCUCACAGGGUUCCCCUCGCUGUACACUUGUCCGACACACCAGGAAGCGAGAUGCAAUAAACAAGAACAAAAACCAUCCCAACACUACCAGUGUCAGCAGCAAGCUGUGGCAGAUGAGGAAGAAAAGGGAACAAGAAGGCAGGAGCCUGCCAGCACAGCACGGGGACAACAGCAUCAGGACCAGCAGCAAGAAGACAUGGAGGACAUGAUACAGAAGAAAGACUGUCAAGGGUCCAGACAGACAGCAAAGAACUCACCGCUGCAUGCAGUUCUGGAAGAAACAGAAAACAAGAGAGAAGUGGAAGAGAAUGGGAGGAGGGAUUGGCAGGAUGAGCACCUGAGGAGGGAGAAGACUCAGCAGGACAAACUGGUGGGAGACAGGAGGGGAUGGGAGAAAAUGAAGGCACAACAAGAGAAACAGCUGAGAGAAAGAGAAGAACAGGCCAGGAGAAAUGCAGCACAGCAACAAGCACAGCAGUCAGACAGGAGGGAAUACAUGCACCAGAGAUCACAGGCCAGGCAACAGAGCCAGCACAACUCUCAUCAACCAACAUCCCACCAAACACCUCCCAAAGUCCCCAUGUCAGAGGUUGUCUCUGUCCAAACAAAUGGUUACUACCCUGAAAACAUACAUGUUAGGACUGAGGGCAGCCAGCUGAUUGUCAGUGGUAAACAGACCUGCACCUGUGAGGAGCCGUGCUUUGAAAAAGAAUUUGAGCGUCAGUAUGCACUUCCGAGGGGACUGGACACCCGUAGUCUGCGAGCAACUCUCAACAGUGAUGGACAAUUGAGAGUGGAAGGACAUGUGUACAGGGGAGUCACACAGAAGGGUGAUGUUAGGGUGGAGGUACAAGGUGUAGGGGCGUGGCAGAGACCUCCGGUGGAGGAUCCUACUUGUGGGGGCAGGAAAUCUGGCUUCAGGUUAAGGAAAACUGCACAGAGAAGAAGCAGUGCUCCUGCUGCUACUGAUGUGACAGAAGAUGUGCCUAGGUUUGAUAAGUACCUGGAUGAGGAAGAGAAUGAUGGAGUCACGAUUGAGGUAGUGGAAGAGUAAAGUGCACUGGCUAAACUAAACAUAUUAGUAGUUUGGACCCUUGUAGGCAUUGGUGUGAUGUAUUAAGACAAUAUCUUUCAGUUUACCUCACUACAAAGUUAGGUACUACAUGUAGUAUUCAAUGUCCAUUACUGUGCAUAGGGCAUAAACUUAGACCAUAGGCACAUUUGGCAGCAAACUUCCAUCUAGGUCAUAACCACCGAGGGACAUUCAUUUGUAGCAUUCUUCUGUUUAGACAUCAUGUGCAAUACUAGCUAAGAUGUAGUCUAAAUACGAGAGCUUUACCUACAAUUUUAAUGUGUUUCAUAUCAUUUUUUGGUAGUGGAACAACUUUUAGAACUACUGCACUGUAAUAACACAUAAUUUGUUAUUAUUCAACGACAUUGAGCAAGCAGGAUAUAUGUUGCUCAUUACAUUUACCAAGGACGUUCUAUCUGAUACAAC
Molecule: messenger RNA, 2185 nt
Organism: Branchiostoma belcheri (Belcher's lancelet)
Lineage: Eukaryota; Metazoa; Chordata; Leptocardii; Amphioxiformes; Branchiostomatidae
Exons: 5
Coding region: 359-1741 (460 amino acids)
Biological process (GO): response to heat; protein refolding
Molecular function (GO): protein folding chaperone
Source: RefSeq, a predicted model, not a curated record